GGGGGCGGCCCGAGCCAUGCGGAGCCGCGCGGAGGUGGACGCCACGCUGCAUAUCGCCAAGCUCAACCCGGCCGAGCUGCUGCCCGCCGCGCAGUGCCUCCGUUUCGGGCCCCGCGCCAGCGCCGGCGACUGCUGCCUGCUGCAGCUGGAGGCCGGGCUGUGCGCCGAGCUGGAGGCGGGCCGCAGCUUGGUUAUUCGUGGUGAAAGGGAUGAACAAGCUGUGCUGUGCAGUAAAGAUAAAACUUACGACAUGAAAAUUGCAGAUACCUCGAAUAUGUUGCUGUUUAUUCCUGGCUGCAAAACUCCAGAGCAAUUACUUACAGAUCAAACCUUAUGUAAUAUUUUUCAUACGCAGGUUGCUGGUUUUGCCAAUAACUAUUGGGAAUUAAGGCGAUGUCGACCAAAGCUAAAGAAACUGAAGAAACUUUUAUCAGAAAAUCCUUAUGAAGGGCCAGACAUUGGAAAAGAUCAAAGCUCAGCCGACUCAAAGUAUACAACAGAAGACUUGCUAGAACACAUUCAAGCAAGUGAGGAAGAAAUGCUACAUUAUCUGCAGGUUAUAAAUGCCUGCAAAAUCGAAGGAUAUUGGAGAAUUCUAGAAUUUGAUUAUGAGGUGAAACUAGUGAAUCAUAUAACUCAACUAAUAGACUCUGAGUCCUGGUCUUUCAGUAAGAUUCCUUUAAAUGUCUGUCUUCAAGAGCUUGGACCUUUGGAACCUAAAGAAAUGAUAGAACACAUUCUUUUAAGCUAUGGAAAGAAAUAUACUGAUGAAGCAGGUGAAGUUUAUUUUGAAAUGAACGAAGACAAAAUAUGCAGAACUACAGCACAAAUGCUCUUGCAAAAUGCGGUUAAAUUUAAUCUAUCAGAGUUUCAAGAAGUAUGGCAACAAAGUGUCCCUGAAGGAAUGACAACAAGGCUGGAUCAGCUCAAGGGCUUGGCUCUGGUUGAUAGACACUCCAGACCACAGACUAUUUUCCUGCUAAAAGUAGAAGACUUGCCUGAGGAUAAUCAGGAAAGAUUCAACAGCUUAUUCCACAUUUGGGAAAAGUGGACAGAAGCAGAUAUUACUCCAUACAUUCAGGACUUAUGUGCAGAGAAGCAAACAGUAGGUGCACUUCUGACUAAGUAUGCUCGUUCUUCCAUGCAGAAUGGUGUCAAAGUUUAUAAUUCUAGAAGACCUAUCUCCUAGCAGGAAAUAACUUUCUUAAAGGAUUAAUAAUACCGUAUAGAACAACUACCACUUUUGCUCCGGACCCGAGUUAUUUGUAAUUAUUGUAGCAAUUUCAGUUUGUCAUUGUUUUGAAAAGACAUUUCAACUAAACUAAGGCUUGUACUAAAACUAACCGCGUGGAUUUUCUGAAGCUUUAAAUCUUUGCAGAAAGAGUUACACUUCUCUCUCACCAGAAGUGACAAGAAAUUAGUGGCUGUCACCUAACCAAGAAAUGUGUUGAUAUCAAAUGGAAAUGUGUUUUGUAUUUUAAAUUCAAAGAGCAAAAUAAAUCUAACUGGUCUUUUGCAAAA
This is a messenger RNA of Alligator sinensis (Chinese alligator), 1521 nucleotides long. RefSeq names its product DNA replication and sister chromatid cohesion 1 (gene DSCC1). Gene Ontology annotation, biological process: mitotic sister chromatid cohesion; maintenance of mitotic sister chromatid cohesion. The coding region runs from base 17 to 1189 and encodes 390 amino acids. The record is from RefSeq and is a predicted model, not a curated record. Lineage: Eukaryota; Metazoa; Chordata; Crocodylia; Alligatoridae. The transcript has 9 exons. Gene Ontology annotation, cellular component: chromosome, centromeric region; Ctf18 RFC-like complex; nucleus.